AUGGCAGAAACUUUCUCGUUCUCUCGAUGGCCGCCGUCGCUCCCAGAGGAGCAAAUAUCGCAUUUGACUGAAAUUGCCGCCACAUAUGCUCUGUCUCAUGGCUUGACAUAUCUACCAGUCGGCCAGCAACCUCGCUUUCCAGCAGCCGCCAUCCAUGCACCAUUGGCGCUAUUCCCAUCUCCAAUACCCCGAGACCUGUUUCAGUUGGCACAGAGACUGCAGCGGACAUACAAUGUGCUGUACGCAAGAAUCGCUAUGGACAACGAUUUCCUGGAUCAAGUGAUGGGUGCGGUCGAAGGAGUGGGCAAAGUUGAUGAGUUUGUUGGCCAGUUGUGGUCCGGGUGGAAACAGAUUCGCGACGAAGGGGUAGAAGAGACACUGCAUCUCGGUUUAUUCCGAUCGGACUACUUGCUGCAUGAGAACGCAGACUCGACUCUAGGACUGAAGCAGGUCGAAUUCAACACGAUAUCGUCGUCGUUUGGAACUUUAUCUGAACGGGUUGCAAGUCUGCAUAGAUAUCUGUUGUCAGCAACUGCGUAUUAUGAGACAUCGCCGAUCCUCGCCAUCGAUAACUUCCCUCCUAAUACCACAACUGCCGGUCUAGCUGCCGGGUUGGCCGCUGCACAUGGGAGCUACAACAAUCAGAGUGCAUGGAUUCUCUUCGUCGUGCAAGCAGGGGAGCGGAAUGUCUUUGAUCAGCGAUGGCUUGAAUACGAGCUUUUGGAAAAGCAUUCUAUCCGCGUCAUCCGACAGACAUUCGACGACCUAGCUACUUCUGCACGGCUCGAUCCACAGACUUCCGCCCUUCGUAUCUCGCGAGGUGACGGGCCUGAGGUGGAAAUAUCCACGGUGUAUUUCCGCGCUGGGUAUGCGCCCACGGAUUAUCCGACGCCAGGUCAUUAUCAGACACGAUUCCUGCUUGAGCGAUCCUCUGCGAUCAAUUGUCCUUCCAUCCCGCUACAGCUCGCGGGCGGGAAGAAGGUGCAGCAGGUCCUUGCUCAGCCAGGCGUCUUGGAGCGAUUCCUGGGGGAUUCGAGCAAGGAAGAUCUAGAUGCGAUCCGCGGUAGCUGGAUGGGGAUGUGGGGCUUGGAUCUACAGGACGAAGCACAGAAGAACGAGACUGUCGAGCCGCUUGGCGUACGGUUGGCACGCGAACGUGCACUGGAACUCGUGCUGAAGCCUCAGAGAGAAGGUGGCGGGAACAACGUCUAUAAGGAAGCAAUACCUAAAUUCCUCGACGAAUUACCCGUGUCAGAGAGGAAGGCUUGGAUCGCCAUGGAGUUGAUAGUCCCUCCUAAUGGGACAGCGAACUAUUUGAUACGAUCUGGAGGCGCGGCGGUGAAGACGGAGGUUGUGAGUGAGCUGGGUAUCUUUGGUUGGGCGUUGUUCGGGAGCGGGAAGGUUGUGAAAGAUGCGGAAGCUGGAUGGUUGGUCAGAACGAAAGGAGUCGACAGUAACGAGGGAGGUGUAGCUACUGGUUAUUCUGUUUUGGAUUCAAUUGUACUGGUAGAUGUCUAG
This is a messenger RNA of Pleurotus ostreatus (oyster mushroom), 1518 nucleotides long. RefSeq lists its product as uncharacterized. The coding region runs from base 1 to 1518 and encodes 505 amino acids. Gene Ontology annotation, biological process: glutathione biosynthetic process. NCBI's taxonomy places the organism in Eukaryota, Fungi, Basidiomycota, Agaricomycetes, Agaricales, Pleurotaceae. Gene Ontology annotation, cellular component: cytosol. The transcript is spliced from 5 exons. The record is from RefSeq and is a predicted model, not a curated record. Gene Ontology annotation, molecular function: glutathione synthase activity; glutathione binding; ATP binding.